Messenger RNA from Sclerotinia sclerotiorum 1980 UF-70, 1146 nucleotides. RefSeq lists its product with no specific name. The coding region runs from base 1 to 1146 and encodes 381 amino acids. The record is from RefSeq and is a predicted model, not a curated record. NCBI's taxonomy places the organism in Eukaryota, Fungi, Ascomycota, Leotiomycetes, Helotiales, Sclerotiniaceae. Gene Ontology annotation, cellular component: extracellular region. The transcript has 2 exons.
AUGCGGUUCUCAUACAUUUCCGCCCUGUUAUUGGCGCCUCUUACACUUGCGUAUCCUAUUGCAAGCCCUUCUCCGAGCUCAGAUGCUCUUUCAAUCAACCAACGUGACGGCUCUGCUCCCAUUGAUGCAAGAGCACUGUCUGUUAGUCAAAAAAUCAAUAAGAUUGUAGACGAGGGUCACAAAGUCACAGAAAUGUGUCAAAAGUACCAGGGUGGAGUCUUGGAGUCCAUCUACCUCUACAGACAAUUCAAGACCUGCAAGAGUUCGGUCGAGUCUGCCGAAAAGGCAGCGAAACAAUCGGGACCUUUGGGUGAGGGUGAGAGCAAAAAGGUUGUAGUUGCUUUGGAACGUCUUACUCCAGAAUUCGUGCAGAUUUCGAAAGCUCUCAAAGAACGCAAAAGUAUGAUUACUGGUACACGAUACCAGUCUUACUUUCAAUCGGAACUUGAAAAAUUGCAAAAGAACGUGGAUGUUUGUUACAGUGCUCUCCACGAAAAAGCCACUAGUUCUCACCAAUCAAAGAUCGAGGAGCUAAAAAGUGAAGCUGAUACUCAGUUCGAAGCCGUAAGGAAAGAACUUUCCGAGAAACCCAAGCUCCGCCGAUCUUUGGGAUCCAGAUCGGAUGAUGAUGAUUCUGAAGGCCCUGCCGCAGGUUUCCCAUUACCAGGUCUCUCAGGUCUUCCAGGCCUCCCAGAGUUUCCAGGUUCCUCAGAACUUCCUGGUCUCUCGGAUUUGCCAGGCGCCUCAGAAAUUCCAGGUUUCUCUCAGUUCCCAGGUAUCUCAAAACGUCAAGCUCUUGAAAAGAGAUCUGCCGAAGAGUCUAUCGAGGAAGCUUGCGAAAAAGGGUUCGAGUACGUUUCUACCAUAUUCCAUGGCUUCUUCUCCUCCUCCAAGAUGGGUGAAUAUGAGGCUAUGCUCCUUCCCCUGUUGACGGGAACUACAGUCCAACAAGUCAUGGAAAUGUUCACUCUCUUAGAAGAUAUGGUGGAAACUCAAUAUGACAACUACGAGACCGAGCGUGCUCAUGGCGUCCAGAGUAAGCAGGCCGUCAAAGAUCUGCUUCACGGACUUAUGGGUCAGGUCACAAGUGUUGCUGCAGCCAAGGAACGUCUGGGAGUUCCUCAGUCGAAAUCAGGGAGGAAGUAA